Messenger RNA from Sugiyamaella lignohabitans, 3420 nucleotides. RefSeq names its product Aro80p (gene ARO80). Gene Ontology annotation, cellular component: nucleus. Bases 1 to 3420 code for a protein of 1139 amino acids. The record is from RefSeq and is a predicted model, not a curated record. Lineage: Eukaryota; Fungi; Ascomycota; Dipodascomycetes; Dipodascales; Trichomonascaceae. Gene Ontology annotation, biological process: positive regulation of transcription by RNA polymerase II; DNA-templated transcription; aromatic amino acid catabolic process. The transcript has a single exon. Gene Ontology annotation, molecular function: zinc ion binding; DNA binding; DNA-binding transcription factor activity, RNA polymerase II-specific.
AUGCCUCCGGCGGCUGGGGCGCUGCCCCAGACCCCGUGGCUCCUCUCGCUUCGCUCGAGUCGGGUUUCGGGGGUCCCAGGAGCUCCGCUUCGCGGAGCACAACAGGGUCUGGGGCAGAGCCCCAGCCGCCGGAGGCAGGUGGACCAGGUGGACCCUGGCAUCGGGUUAGGGUCGACAGGGUAUCUUCCCGGACAGCCAGGGAAUGUCCCGUUCCCGGUUGAAACCCGUCCACAGUACUCCUGGGACCCUCCCAAACCCGACUCGAGCGAAGCGAGAGGAGCCACGGGGUCUGGGGCAAAGCCCCAGCCGCCGGAGGCACAUGGCCCCCCUGAGUCGUGCCCUAACCUCCGGAACUGCGGGGGGUAUCCGCGGCUAUUGAAGGAAAAAUUCAUGUGCUCAAGAAGAAAGCCGAAGACUGUUUUUUUUGCAAAUCCAGGGUCCACGGAAAAAAUCGUAGACUGCAAAGACGACUGGAAAAAGAACGGUGCUGGAAACGUGCUAGGUCGAAUCACGGGACAAAGUUUUAAUAUGGCCAGUAAUUUACAGGACCAGGCUGGUGGGUUCACCUCAGUCAACAGUAACCAAGUGGUGGGUCCCGGUGGUGCUCCUGGUGCUGGAGUUGGACCUGGGGGUAUCGUUACAGGUCAGCCUGGUAUUCGAGACAGACAACAAACGAGUUCUCCGCUUGAAAGUAGUAUUACAGGAGGCUCAUCGCGUUCACCAUCGCCUCCUCUACAAUCCUCAGGUGGGGCAAAUCACAGUAACCAACAACAACAGACUUUCAGAAGGACUUAUAAAGCAUGUUUGAACUGUCGGAUUCGGAAAGUCAAAUGCGAUUUCGGCGACCUUGCCAACCCAAAUAAACCUCCAUGUGCAAGAUGUAGACGAGAGGGAAGAGAAUGUCAGCUUGUUCAGAGCAGGAGAGGUGGAAUUCGAAAUAUUUUGGCCGGUCGUGAACGUCGAGCUGCUGAGGCUGCCGCUUUGACUUUAAGUUCUGGCAGUGGUUCUGGUGCUGAUGGUGGUGUUAAUGGUGGUAAUGAGAUCAAUGAAGUUAGUGGAUCUAUGGGUUCGAGUACAUCUGUUGGUGGUGCAGGUUUAGGAAGUGGUGUUUAUGGCGGGGUUGGAGGUAGAAUCGGCGGUGGUGUGGUGGGUUCUGCAAAUGGUGGAUUUGGUGGAUUAAAUGAUGCUGGUGGUAUUGGACCUGGUCAAAAGUCUGGUUCAAAUGCCGGUACAGACGUUAUUUCGAAACGAGAGCUUCAUAAUACAUCGGAUGCUCUAGAGAUUUUGGCACAUGCAGCACGAAGUUUCCCUAAGAUCGGUGGUGCUGGUGGUUCAGGAAACUCGGGUACUGCCAGUCCACAAGGACGAUUUCCUCCAACAGCACUUGCUCCAGGACUGGCUGGUAGUGGUAUUGGUAUUAAUAUCACAAAGAACGGGAAUUUAGGUGCCAAUAAUGGUGCUGGCAACGGUGGCCAGUCGGCAUCUUCAGCACCUCAGCCUCCAAAGACUCUACUUAAAGAUAGUGAUCUGAUAGCAGUAGAGAAAAUUGUAACAGAGGAUGAAGUUCGAGUACUUGUGGAUUAUUUUUUCAACGCGCUUCAUCCAUUCUAUCCGUUUAUUCCUGACGAUUUACACUCUCCUGAUGAAAUUGCUGAUAUGCCAUUGUUACUAGCAGCAGUAACAACAUUGGCAUCUCGGUACUAUGUGCCAGAAAUUGAGCCCCAUCAGACAACAAAAGAAGUCGAAGAACAGUGUUAUGCUAUUCAUGCUAGAUUAUGGGAAUAUACUCAGAAGCUCAUCUCUUCGUCGGUAUGGGCAGAAGCCAGUACCAGAUCUAUUGGUACAGUGUUUGCAUUUUUACUAUUUUCCGAAUGGAAUCCCAGAGCCAUUCACCAACGAUGGAAAGAUUACGCUAACAAUCCUACCGAAAAAGAACGGGCCAAUGUAGCUAGUGCAGGUAGCGAUAGUACAGUAGGUUUAGGAGCAGCUCGACGGUCUGAUCGUAUGGCUUGGAUGCUAAUUGGGUUGGGUAUCCGUCUCGCCCAGGAUCUAGGAUUAAUGGACACCGACCCAAAAGUGUAUUUAGCAACACAUUUGUCAGAAAUUGUGCUUGCUUUGAGAAUGGGACGAAGAUCGAUGUUGGGACAGUUUUUGAACGACCCGAUCCCCGAGCUCAAUUUUAGUACUUUCGAGCAGGCUCGACUGGAGCUUUUACAAAUCAUGUCACUGGCUCAUGAAACAUUGUACUCGUCACGCAAUACUACAAGAGAACUAUUAAAAGAUGGUAAAUUCUUGAACUUUCUGGGGUUGUUCUCACCGCAUCUUGAUAGCUGGGAUCAGAAGUAUAGGGAGAUUCUACAGGAUCCUGCUAACAAGACACCAUCUGCAUCGUCACCAGCAGCACCUCCUGUCAUGGAUAAUCGUAAAACUCUUGACAGAGAGUCGCUAUUGUUUGAUUUCCACUAUAUUCGUCUCUAUAUUUAUUCACUUGCGCUGCAGACAAAUGCUGAAAACACCAGCACUCUGGCAGUAGCGGAAAUCAUUCCUUCUGCAAGGUACGUAGCAUUGGCAACUGAUGCUGCUAAGGAGCUAUUGGCCGUGGCAAUUCGAGUUCAUGGUCUCGGACUGUUACGAAGAGCACCUAUUCGAUGGGUUGUGCGUAUCGUGCAUGCUACCGUUUUCCUUGUCAAAACGCUUAUGCUGAGUACAUCGUUGGUAUCAUUGGAUUCUCAAAAGCGAACUAUCACUCUGAUCAAACGGAUUUCUGUAGUUCUUCUCGAGGCAUCUCCAGAUGAGAUCCAUCUUGCCUCCCGAUACGGAACCAUAUUGGGAUUUUUGGGCAAUCAGCUGUCAGCCAAGUUGGAUACAAAUAACAAGACCACACGAAGACGAGGUCCCAAACAGCGUAAAAUUGAUACCAGUGCCCAAAACAGUGGUGAGUCGUCGAAUGCAUCUCCUACGACCACACCUGCUCCCAGCUCUAAUAUUGGGUAUAAUCAACCCAGCCAAUAUCCUAACAAUGUGGAACCCGUACAAGGAUAUAAAGCUGAGGCAGAGACUGGAGAUCAAAUCCCAGCACCGGAAUUUGAUCCUGUACAAGGCCGGUCGUUGUACCAGCUACAAGAGCAGCAGCAACAACAGCAGCAGCAGCAGCAGCAGCAACAGCAACAACAGGCACCACAGCAAUUCCAGCAGUUCAAUCAAGUCCCACAAUCGAUUCCCGACUUUGAUAUUCCAGACGACGACUCGAUUAAUCUGGCUACGAUGCUGAAUGUCGACUUUGAUUUCCUAAUGGAGGGCACUGAAGGUCUUGGUUUCGUGGAACCGCUCAUGGAGGGAAUCGAGCAACAACAAUGGUCACAGUUGCAACAGCAGCAAUGGAUGCAGCAGCAACAGCAGAUGGCAGGGCCACAAAUGUAA